Messenger RNA from Danio rerio (zebrafish), 709 nucleotides. Lineage: Eukaryota; Metazoa; Chordata; Actinopteri; Cypriniformes; Danionidae. The record is from RefSeq and is a predicted model, not a curated record.
AAUAACGCGGAAGUUUUUAGCGUCUCGUCACGUGAUCGUCAACAUCCAUGGCAACGGUUCUUUUUGUGUUGUUUUGAACUUCGCUCAUUGGCAUCUGAUCUCGGCGUCCUUCGUGGCAACUGAUUCCCAGAUUAUUGAUAUUAUUGAUUGUUGGAUACAUCGAUUGAUCGUCUGCUUCUCCCAUCAUUCAGGUUUGACCCUUGUUAUCACACUCUGGUUUGUGUUCAGUAUGUCUUGUGUUCAUUACAGGUUUCAGAGUCGACUCACCUACGACUCGCUCCAGUUUGAGGGCCUCAACAUCACUGUGGGAGAGCUGAAGCGGCAGAUCAUGAGGCGCGAGAGGCUGAAGUUCUGCCAGCUGAAGAUCAGCAAAGCCCAAACUGAUGAAGAAUACACAGAUGAUGAUGCUCUCAUCCCCAAAAACACAUCGGUCAUCAUCAGACGGGUCCCUGCUGCUGGACUGAAGUCAUCAAACAGAAGAUUUGUUGGACAUCAAGCUGGACCAUCAGCUAAAUCUUCUCAAACAGGUGAUUCUUCACUCCUCUCACUGGAGCAGCUGUUGAAGGUUUCAGAGUCGACUCACCUACGACUCGCUCCAGUUUGAGGGCCUCAACAUCACUGUGGGAGAGCUGAAGCGGCAGAUCAUGAGGCGCGAGAGGCUGAAGUUCUGCCAGCUGAAGAUCAGCAACGCCCAAACUGAUAAAGGUGA